AUGGCGCCGAAAGCUAAAAAGGAAGCUCCUUCCCCUCCCAAAGCUGAAGCCAAAGCAAAAGCUUUGAAAGCCAAGAAAGCAGUGUUGAAGGGUGUCCACAGUCAUAAAAAGAAGAUUCACAUGUCACCUACCUUCUGGCAACCCAAGACACUGUGGCUCUGGAGGCAGCCCAAAUAUACCCGGAAGAGCGCUCCCAGGAGAAACAAGCUUGACCACUAUGCCAUCAUCAAAUUCCCUCUGACCACUGAGUUAGCCAUGAAGAAGACUGAAGACAACAACACAUUUUUUUUUACUGUGGAUGUCAAGGCCAACAAAUACCAGAUCAAACAAGCUAUAAAGAAGCUCUAUGACAUUGAUGUGGCCAAGGUUAACACCCUGAUCAGGCCUGAUGGAGAGAAAAAGGCUUAUGUUCAACUGGCUACUGAUUAUGAUGCUUUGGACGAUGCCAACAAAUUGGGAUCAUCUAAACAGAGUCCAGCUGUCUAA
Molecule: messenger RNA, 486 nt
Organism: Marmota flaviventris (yellow-bellied marmot)
Lineage: Eukaryota; Metazoa; Chordata; Mammalia; Rodentia; Sciuridae
Source: RefSeq, a predicted model, not a curated record